GGUAAGAGAGGUGCUCCGUGAAAGGGAGUAGGGCGGGCUCAGCCAAACAGAUCAGUCACUUCAGUCGUGUGGUGCAUGCAACGUCUCUCCUCAGGAUACUUAACAGCCGGUUGUGUGCGAUUAUAAAAGGAUAUCAUCAGCUUUACAAAUCCCACAAAAAGGAGCAGACACAAGUACAGCAGAAAAUGGAAGAUUACUUUUACGACGAUGAGGACUCCGCCUUAAAUGACAGUUACGAGUACAAUUACGAACACAGUGUUUGUGACAAGGAGGAAGUGCGCUCUUUUGGCAGGGUCUUCCUCCCGAUCAUCUAUGCUGUGGCUCUGGUUGUAGGCCUGGCUGGGAAUGCCCUGGUAGUGGUGGUCUACAUGUCAAAGCUGCGACUACGAACCCUCACAGAUGUGUGCAUCCUUAACCUCGCCAUUUCGGACCUGCUGCUUCUCUUCACCCUGCCUUUCUGGGCGGCUGACGCCGUCCAUGGCUGGAUGUUGGGUCCGGCAGCCUGCAAGAUCACCUCCUUCCUCUACAGUGCCAACUUCAGCUGUGGCAUGCUGCUGCUGGCGUGCAUCAGUGUGGAUCGUUGUCGCGCUGUAGCCCAAAAUCCAACAGGCAGGAGUGGGACAUGUCCCCGGGUAAGAAGACAGUGGCUCCUGGUGUGUGUGGUGUUGUGGGCUGUAGCCAGCUUUCUUGGUCUCCCUGAACUUAUCUUCUCCACAGUGAAGCACUCCCAUCACAGGAUGUCCUGCACAGAAGUCUACCCGCACAGCAUGGCCCGAUCUGCAAAGGCUGCCCUGGAGCUGCUGGAGGUGACCCUUAGAUUCCUGCUACCUUUCUUGGUCAUGGUGGUGUGCUACUGCUUGGUAGGGCGGGCACUGAGCCGGGCAGCUGGGGUGCGAAGAGACCGAAAAUGGCGCGCCCUGCGUGUCCUUCUGGCUGUGGUGGCUGUCUUCCUUCUCACCCAGCUGCCCUACAACGUGGUCAAGCUGUGCCGGGCGAUGGACAUCAUCUACAUUUUAGUGACCGACUGCGAGGAGAGCAAGGCCCUGGAUCGCGCUCUCCAAGUGACAGAGAGCCUGGCGCUGACCCACGCUUGCAUUAACCCCCUCCUCUACGCCUUCAUCGGAUCGUCCUUCAGGGGACACGUCCUGAAGGCUGCCAAGCGCCUUGGACAGCGAGUCGGGAGACACCCGAGACACGUCAACGAGGAGCCGGCAGUGGAGAUCGCACUCAACACGCGCAGUCCAACGCAAUCCCAGUCUGGUUCAGAAGACCAAGCCACCAGCACCUUUACUAUUUAAGACUCUUAACAUGUGUCCCCGUAAGCACCUAUGUAUAUAUACACAUCGUUACAUCAUAAGAAAUAGACAUCAAUAACCAAAUAUAUUGAUUAUUAUUGUACAAUUGUAUGAAAGUAUAUGUUUAUAUGCACUAACAAAGCAAAGAAUUUUGUAGAAAUUAUGUAUUUUGUUUAAUAAAAGACAGAUAUUCAGUGACACGCA
This is a messenger RNA of Sebastes umbrosus (honeycomb rockfish), 1499 nucleotides long. RefSeq names its product atypical chemokine receptor 4b (gene ackr4b). The record is from RefSeq and is a predicted model, not a curated record. Gene Ontology annotation, biological process: G protein-coupled receptor signaling pathway; chemotaxis; immune response. The transcript is spliced from 2 exons. Gene Ontology annotation, cellular component: membrane. Lineage: Eukaryota; Metazoa; Chordata; Actinopteri; Perciformes; Sebastidae. Gene Ontology annotation, molecular function: chemokine receptor activity; scavenger receptor activity; chemokine binding. Bases 186 to 1298 code for a protein of 370 amino acids.